Molecule: messenger RNA, 645 nt
Organism: Hippocampus comes (tiger tail seahorse)
Lineage: Eukaryota; Metazoa; Chordata; Actinopteri; Syngnathiformes; Syngnathidae
Product: serine/threonine-protein kinase NIM1-like
Exons: 3
Coding region: 1-645 (214 amino acids)
Biological process (GO): microtubule cytoskeleton organization; protein phosphorylation; intracellular signal transduction
Cellular component (GO): cytoplasm
Molecular function (GO): tau-protein kinase activity; ATP binding
Source: RefSeq, a predicted model, not a curated record
AUGUACAUGUCAGUUUUCAAACAUGUGUCCCUUCUGUGUCUUUUCUCUCUGAAAGCCAUAAAAACGAAGCUGUGGCCCAAGCAGAAAGCGACUAAAAAACCCAAAGAUGAGUCCCCAAAGGUGGAGAAGCCACCCAAGCCGCCAACCUCGACCACCUCCGCUGUUGCCGCAAGAAGUGCCCCUCCGCAGCUGAGUGAGGCCGAAAGGAUACGUCUGACGCCCUUCGAGAGAGUUGUCUACGACAUGGCCCACAAUGAGAAGAUGGUCAACGACCUCAUCCUCGGCCGCAGGGUUGGAUUCUACGAGCUGCGCGGAGAAAUCGGCCAGGGCAAUUUUUCAUCAGUCAGACUGGGCAUCCAUGCCUUGACCAAAGAGAGAGUGGCUGUCAAGAUCAUGGAAAAGCAGCGCAAGGUGGAUAAGGGUCCCCAGCCCUUUAGCUCCUCGGAGAUUCGCUGCAUGGAAAAGCUGUGCCACCCAAACGUGGUGCGUCUUUACGAGGUGAUGGAGACGAGCAGGAAGCUGUACCUGGUGAUGGAGUACGGCAGCGGCGGCGACCUGUUCUCUCGCAUCACCACCAGGGGGAAGCUCAGCGACCUGGAGGCGAAGCUGAUUUUCCAAAAAACUUUUUCUUCCAUUGUGACCUGA